Molecule: messenger RNA, 513 nt
Organism: Echinostoma caproni
Lineage: Eukaryota; Metazoa; Platyhelminthes; Trematoda; Plagiorchiida; Echinostomatidae
Source: the annotation of a GenBank genome assembly
AUGCACCCGUUUGGCCCGAUAUCCUCUCCCUUCUGUGCAAAAGUUGCGUUAAAAACAACCGUGAACAAGUUUGCUCAGCAUUUCGCAACCCCGGCGGGCCCCUGUGUUGAACAUAACUUUUAUGUGGACGACUUCCUGGCAUCGGUUGAUAGCAUCGGGGAAGCAGUUCGACACAGUAGGGAUCUAUCCAAGUUACUGCUCAUGGGAGGGUUCAAGUUGACCAAGUGGAUGUCCAACAGUCGGGAUCUAUCCAAGUUACUGCUCAUGGGAGGGUUCAAGUUGACCAAGCGGAUGUCCAACAAUCGUCAUACAAUUGAUUGCAUCCCAGCUGAUGAGCGCUCACCGAGUCUCCGUGACUUGCAGGGAAGUCCGUUACCAACAGACGGGGCACUUGGUGUCCAAUGGGGUUCGGAGAAAGAUGAGUUUUUGUUCCAAAUCCAGCUACUCGAAAAGACGGCCACUGGCAGAGGAAUUCUAUCUACGAUCCAAAGGAGUUCGUUGAACCGUGGCUAA